Molecule: messenger RNA, 2290 nt
Organism: Prosopis cineraria
Lineage: Eukaryota; Viridiplantae; Streptophyta; Magnoliopsida; Fabales; Fabaceae
Product: O-fucosyltransferase 29
Exons: 9
Coding region: 519-1970 (483 amino acids)
Source: RefSeq, a predicted model, not a curated record
CCCAGCAUUGAGGAAAAGAGCAGAAAUAACGUCACGCAAAGCUCUUACAUUCUUCUCUAUAAGCUAGUCUUCUCCGUGGAAAGUCUUCAGUCUCCAUAGCCACCCGCAUCAAGCAUACUUCACAGCUCACUCUCCAAAGUGAUUAAUAAUUCAUAGAAACUCUGAAUUAGGGUUCCUCCACAAAAUCUGGCUUGUUGGAAGCCUUACUUUACAACCAUCCACAUCCACGUUACUCGCUUUCACACUCCUCUCAACCCCUCCCCCAACUUUUCUGUUUUCACGCAGCUCGGAAGGUAACGGGGCUUUAAUAAAAGUGAACGAUAUGUUGGCAAUUUGGGGGUGUCGUUUUGACCGGAAUGGGUGUGGCCAAAGCGUGAAGGUUUAGCUUGUCGUUGACGAACCUGGCUCUGUUACCCCGCCCAAGUACUAAGAAUGUGUGUUGGAGAUCGACGGCGACGGCGCAGGCGAAAUUUCAUCAUGGGAAGCCGAUCUCCUGGUCCGUGGUGGUGUGCGGGUUGAUGCUCUUCGGGCUGGGUCUAAUUUCGCUUUUAACGGGUCAUUUGGCUUCUGAUCUCGAAUGGUACUCCCAGCGAUUGGUUCAGCACACAUUCUACUCCAGACUGGAUGAGGUCUACCGUGAUCCAGUUGAUGUAUGGCAGUCUCAAUAUUCUAGAUAUUACUAUGGAUGCAGUGAGAGGGGACGGCACUUUGCUUCCACUGUACGUGAGCAUUUGUCAAAUGGUUACUUGCUUGUUGCAACUAGUGGUGGACUGAAUCAGCAAAGAACUGGGAUAACAGAUGCUGUGGUUGUUGCUCGAAUUCUUAAUGCUACACUGGUGGUACCUGAAUUAGAUCAUCAAUCAUACUGGAAGGAUGACAGUGACUUCAACAACAUUUUCAACGUUAAUUGGUUCAUCGCUUCUCUUGCAAAAGAUGUUAAAAUUGUCAAAAGAGUACCUAACAAGGUCAUGCGCUCAAUGGAAAAGCCACCAUAUACAAUGCGUGUACCUAGGAAAUCAGAGCCUGAAUAUUAUCUAGACCAAGUUUUGCCAAUCCUUCUGAGAAGACGAGUUCUGCAAUUGACAAAGUUUGACUAUAGACUUGCAAAUAACCUUGAUGAUGAGCUGCAAAAACUACGUUGCCGUGUUAAUUAUCAUGCUUUAAGAUUCACAAAACCUAUAAGGGUUCUUGGUCAGAGGCUUGUCAUGAAAAUGAAGAAGAUGGCAGACCUUUUUAUAGCUGUCCAUUUGAGGUUUGAGCCAGACAUGCUAGCUUUUUCAGGUUGUUACUUUGGUGGAGGAGAAAGAGAGAGACGUGAGCUUGGUGAAAUUAGAAAAAGGUGGACAACAUUGCCUCACUUGAGCCCGGAUGGAGAGAGAAAGCGAGGGAAAUGUCCUCUUACUCCUCAUGAAGUUGGUUUAAUGCUGCGAGCACUUGGUUUUGCAAAUGACACGUUUGUCUACGUUGCAUCAGGAGAGAUAUAUGGUGGAGAUGAGACUAUGCAGCCCCUUAAAGCUCUUUUCCCUAACAUCUUUACAAAGGAGAUGCUUGCUGAUGAAGAGCUGAAACCUUUCCUUCCAUUCUCCUCCCGCCUUGCUGCCAUUGACUAUAUUGUCUGUGAUGAAAGUGAUGUAUUUGUCACUAACAACAAUGGUAACAUGGCCAAGAUUCUUGCAGGCAGAAGGAGGUAUAUGGGUCAUAAAAGAACCAUUAGACCCAACGCGAAGAAGCUUAGCGCGCUGAUGAUGGCAAGGGAUAAGAUGGACUGGGAUACCUUCUCCAUGAAGGUUAAGGCAUGCCAGAGAGGAUUCAUGGGAGAGCCAGACGAGAUGAGACCUGGACGAGGAGAAUUUCAUGAAUAUCCCUUCUCUUGUGUGUGUGAGAAACCAUUUGUGGAUGAAGAUACUCGGAGAGGAUAUCACCCUUCUAAGCAUAGUGCCACGAACGUUGCGGCAGAAGAUGACGACUAGUACUUCCUUGUCUUGGAGAUCAAAAGAAGAAAAUGAUUGUGCUCGGUAUAUAAUUAUUUAUUGUUGGCAUCUGGGUGUGAUUCAGUAUGGUAUGGUCAUUACCCCUCUUUACUUCGGUGACGGAAUCUAAGGAGUUGGUGAAUGGGCCAGGUUAGAGCCAUAUAAAAGUUCAAAUUGUAGCCACAAAUGUCCGUGGAUAUGCUCAGUUCAAAGUUUUACUUCACCUGUGAGUUACAGUUGCAUGUUAUCUUCAUUUUGAGUAUCGUCACGCAGGUCGUGAUCAUUUGGUUUUUGUUUAAAGGCGUAACCAGACCGUCUCA